Molecule: messenger RNA, 201 nt
Organism: Verticillium alfalfae VaMs.102
Lineage: Eukaryota; Fungi; Ascomycota; Sordariomycetes; Glomerellales; Plectosphaerellaceae
Product: alcohol dehydrogenase
Exons: 1
Coding region: 1-201 (66 amino acids)
Source: RefSeq, a predicted model, not a curated record
AUGCCUCGCCCUACCGUAAGCCCCCUAGACAAGCGAGACCUCCUCGUCCAGGUUAUUUCCGCCAGCGUCUACGAAGCAGACUACUUUCCCGUCGAGCUCGGGGCAGCCUCCCGACUGACAGACUCCGUUCCUAGAACACCAAGCGUGGAAUUUAGCAGCCACGUCGUCGCUGUUGGCCGCAAGGUCAUCGAUAUCGGCUAA